Messenger RNA from Cotesia congregata, 864 nucleotides. Lineage: Eukaryota; Metazoa; Arthropoda; Insecta; Hymenoptera; Braconidae. The record is from the annotation of a GenBank genome assembly.
AUGUUUGAUAUUAAAUCACCAAAGCGUUUUAUCAAAGAACAAAUCAAUGAAAUUGGGCAAUGGUGGUCGUGGUACAUAAGAGAAAUAACGUGGCAAAUAAUAAUUACAUUGAUUGCAUAUCUCUUGGUUUGCAUCCUACUCUAUAUAAUUUUGAAAAGAGUUAAUCAUCAAGCAUGGCAAUUACCAGGACCACCAUCAAAAAUUCUAUUUGUAACAGCACAUCCUGACGAUGAAGUGAUGUUCUUUGGACCUAUGAUUUACUGGCUAAGUAAAUUUAAAACUACUAAUGUUUACUUAUUAUGCUUCACUAAUGGUGGACAUAGAAGAAGAAAAGAGGAGUUAUGGGCUUCUGCUAAAAUUAUAGGUAUACCAGAGGCUAACAUCACUAUAAUAAUAAAUUCAGAGUUACCUGAUAAUCCCAAAGUACAAUGGCCCGGAAGUAUUAUUUCCGAAAAUAUUUUACAUUAUAUAGAAACAUAUAAAAUGAAUGCUGUAGUUACUUUCGAUAAGCGUGGUGUGAGUGGUCAUAAAAAUCAUAUUUCAUUGUAUUAUGCCAUUGCUUCUUUAUGCAUAGAAAAGAAAAUUCCUUCGUAUUGUAAACUUUAUAUUCUUGAAUCUGUAAAUAUUUUAAGGAAAUACGUACAGCUACUAGACUUGCCGAUUAGUUUAUUAACGUCUUCUUAUUGGUAUUUAGUCAAUUAUGAGCAGCGUCGAACGAUACAAUCUGCAAUGAAGGCUCAUAAAUCUCAAUAUGUAUGGUUUCGUAAGUUGUACAUGACAUUUUCACGUUAUACAUUUAUAAAUACACUUCAAGAAGUAAAUGCGUUAGAUUUGGAAUUUGAUCUUCAAUACGAAGAUGACUGA